Messenger RNA from [Torrubiella] hemipterigena, 5214 nucleotides. Lineage: Eukaryota; Fungi; Ascomycota; Sordariomycetes; Hypocreales; Clavicipitaceae. The record is from the annotation of a GenBank genome assembly.
AAUUCGUUUUCAUAUUCUUCUUUUUUUACUCUCUUUUUUCAGCAUGACUUGUGACCGUUAAAUGGCUGCUGCCCACCACCCCACACCGCGGCUGCGCGUGCCGCGUCUCGCCUUGUCUUGCACUGCUACCCAUUGUACACUGGGAUUGUUUUCUUUUCUUUUCUUUUCUCGCCCGCCACAGGAAAGUCCCGCUUCCCUAUACGACAAAAGCCACCGCUCUAGUUAUACACAGCAUAUCCAUACGCGAAUGUCUUCCAUAUAAUAUUGUCCAUGUCGUCCGUCUUCGUCGACGGAGAUGCGGAUCUAGACGCGUCGCGUCCUCGAUCCGGCAUCUUGACGCCCAGCUCCGACACCAGCCUGAACCGAAAGGACGGAAUCAGCUCGCCGGCAACAAGCAAGCGACGUGGAGAUGCUGGUGCGGCAAUGGAGGUGCUGCUCAAGCCGUCCAUUGCGGUCAAGCCACACCCGCAUACUCUGCAAACUCCCCCGAGAACUCUAUCACCACUUAUGCUACUUCCUCGUCAACAUUUACCACUCGCCUCUCUCGACUUUGACCCGUCAAACUUUGAACUUCCUACGAGCCGAUUCUACGAAGCACACAUCAAGAUCCUCGAUCUCGAAAGCCGACUCGGGCCAUCCAGAAGCGUUUUGCUGGCCAGGAUUGAACCGAGAGGCGCUGUGUACGCCGUUGAACGACAAACCGACGGGUUAUAUGUAGUAUGCAAACUCGGAUCAUGGGUACAGCUGGAAACCCUUGCCGAAAAUGCCACAACCAUCUGCCACGACCGCGUAUUCCCUGUGAAGCUGGAGGCUACAACUAGCCAAAAUGAUGAUGCUGCAAUUAUUACGCCUCAGAUGCACCACAAGCAAAAGCAGAAGCGGGCGGCUAUUGAGGCUAUCCAGUCUCUCGUUCGCAAGCGCGCCAAGUCGCAGGUUGAUGUGACCAUGGCGGACAGGAGUAACUCGCCUGAAGCUGUCACUAUUGGUGACCCAGCCCAAGAAUCACCACCACAGCCAAUCGUUUCAGUGGAACACACGGAAGCGUCAACACCGAAUAUGAAAUACCCAAGCAUGGCCCAUGAUAACCUACCUGUUCCAAGCCCUGCCCAGGAGCAGUCGUCCCAAGAUUUGGCCACGAGCAUCUUCAAUACCAUUAGGACCCAGUACUUUGAAGCAUUAUACAAAUCCAAGGGAUCUCUUGCCUACUUCGCCAAAGGGCCGCUGUCUAGAGCACGAUCGGCAUUCCAUUUAGACCUGGAGGCGAAUCUGGACAUGUCCGACUUGAUCGAAUUCCUUAAAGGCCUCCUCCUUACAACGGUCCAAAUAGAUAAAAAGUACCGCGAAACUGCUCCAGAGAUUAUUGCCAAGCUUGGUAAAACAAUCGAAAGCUCCGAUGAGGCACGAAGAAAGAGACGCAAGGCCAAGAAGCAAAGGCUGGGCAAAGAUGCCCUCUACCCUCUGGAAGAUGACAGUAUUCGCAACUGGUGGGCUGUGAAUAAGCCAGAGCUAAAAGAAGAUAGCACCGGAUUUCCUCCAGGACAGAUCAAGUCACACUUGUCCAUUCUACGCACACGAGAAACCCAACUACAGAUGAUUCUAAUCCUCGAAAUCCUCGCCCUGACACCGCUCAAGACCACCGAUGAUGUUGGUGAUAGUAGCUUGCCUACCCUUCCAGGUGCAGUGGAUAUAAAUGAGGAGCAAAACCUGCCCACUCCACAGCCGAAAAAGCGAAAUAAGCAUAACCUGCCGGUUCUAGUUGAUGUUCAUGCUGAUCGGUUAACAAUUUGGCAAUCCACUGCGACGGAUGAGCUGGCCUUCUUGGAGGAUUCACAGGCAAAUAUUAUCACAUCUGGCCCAGAUGUCCAACAGAAGGCAUCGAAUGAACCUCUCAAGGACUUUUGUAUCGAUGUCAUUGUUCCCUUUUUCUCAGCACGUCUCCCAGAGCUGUGUGAUUCAAUCAACCGCAAGCUUGGAGGCCCCGUCAUCGUAUCGCCAAUGCAUGCAAAGUCUAGCAAGAGGUCAUCUAGCAAGCGAGAUCAAAAACCAGGCUCUGCUACUAAACGCCCAGCCCCUCAAAAUGCCCAAAGAACGCUUCAGCGAGCUCUGUCAACUGAUCAACACCACCGACGAAGUGUUUCACGCGGUCCGGGCAGUGCCAUUGCGCUGAUGCGUUCUGCUACGUCUGCCACAGUCCCAGGUCUCAAACGAGAGGGUAGCGAACCUCUAGGACCUAGGUCGUUGUCAAAGAGCAGUCUAGAAGGCUCUCAAGCUAAACGCAGUGGUUUAUCCCGCAGUAACAGCGUAAUUGGUUCGGCUGAUGACGCAAAGGCAAAGAAGAAGGCCCUUGUAGACGCGCAGCUACGUGAUGCUAUUUCAGGACUUCGAAAGCCAAACCGCGAUAUGGUUAGCAAGAACCUCGAAGAGGCAGCAGAACACCGCCAUGCAACCGGCUUGGCUAAGAAAGCAAAGAAGAUUCAGCGCAGCUCGUCCACUGUUCAAGUCAAGGCCACGCCAAUGAAUAAUCGCUUCCGUGACGUCUUCAACUUGAAGGCAGAGAGUAUUGCCGAUACACCUAUGCGCAGCCUCGAAGAAGCCAUCCCGCCAUCCAGCAUUGGUCCCUAUGUUCCAUCAACGGCUGCGAGAAACCCAUUUAAGAAUUCUGCGAUGCUUAGUACCUCACCGUCAGGCCCGCCUGACAUUGUGGGAAGCACACCCACGAAACCCCCUGCGUCGGCAUCUUCGUUCCUUCGAAGGCCAAGCAACGAGGGUCCAUUUAUUCCGCCUUCACCGCUGUUCAAGACAUCUAAAAGAGAGAGUAUGGGCGACGCGCCGCGCUCAAAUGGGGACGAAAAUGUCGGCGGAGCAGCUAUCUUAUUCGCCACUCCAGCAAAGAAGUCGGCGCCUAGGCCAGGAGUGAUCCCAGAGAGCCCAAUGCCGCAGGUGCAGGAGGAGAAGCGAUCCAUCUACCAGGAGCUGGGAUGGGAUGAUGAUUUGGACGAUCUUUUAUGAUGAUAUCAAUGAUACGAUUCGCAUUUCUUGAUAGUGCCCUGUUUUGAAAACUGCGAUGGCACUACUAUAUGCAUGGGUUGGCGCAUAAACAUUGUUUUUUGUUUCACUGUUUGGGAACGGAAUUGUUGGACUCGAUUGUAUUGGUUUACAGUGCACAAGCAGCUGUCAAAGGCGUUUAGACAAUAACGACGAUAUGUUUAGUCUCAUCAUGUCAUGAUCCAAUAUAUUAACGGAAUUUUCUAAAGAUAACAAGUACUUUCUAUGCUGGUGCUGGCUCUAUUAUGGUAACUGGCAAGUCUUGGAUCUCGACAUGCUCCUGAGACGCAAUAUCGACAACUCGGAUUGCCUCCAUUUCAGCAAUGCCGGGUCUCAAGGCCAAGAAUUGAAGCUCUACAGCGUGGCAGGCACCAGGGCCCAAGGGACCGAUGCGGGUGUCUGCGCUGAGAGAAAUGAUGUCGGCUCCCUCAACAAGAGCGUUCUUCUGCAUCGCGUGCACCACAUUUUCGUCAAUUGCUGCAUCAGCUACUUCUUUUUCGCCCUGCCGUCUGGUUGCCGUUGAUGGCGGACGCACAGGACGAGCCUCGUGUCUGCGACGCUUGGGUACCGGAACGAGGGCGAGCUUCCGGGGCGGUCGCGUACUCUUUUCUGAUGCCCGAUUAAGUAUAUAGACUGUCCAGGAGAACACGUCUCCUGUAUAGAUGGUUUCUGUUGGUGCUGAGAAGGACAUGGUGAUGCCUAGGUCGGGAAUGACGGCUUCGGCACGCGCGGCGGAUGCUUCCAGGCCAGGGAGAGCGUCUGGCUGUGUAACCGACGGCGACUUCAGUGGCGUAACGACGCUCUGUGAGCUAGAGAGAGAGAGUUGCGCUGGGCGAUGCGAGCGAUGGAGGCCAGUAUCGAGGGGCGUUCUGGGUGUUGGGUUGUUGGGGUUGGAGAAGUCCAAGAUGGCGGACCACUUCAUGUUGAUUCGUGGCGUGCACACGCCGGGGUUGACAAGGGCAGAUGCUGAGACAACUAUAUCUAGCGAACCACUGUUAUCUUUGGGUGCGACAUCUAGUUUCUGCUGUUUUAUUUCGUAGAGAAGAGUAAUGUGGUCAUGGGCGACGCAACUGAGAGGGAGCUUCAGUGCGACAUCGUCACUCAGACACUCUACCACGCCUGUAGCCGUAGAGAGACUGAUUUCGUCAAGAAUAACCUCGCAGUCAAAAUCUGGGGUAAAGUCAAACUCUAGCUGGCCGAUUAUUGUGGAAGUAGGUGGUGAUGUUUGUGGCUUAGUGAAGCGUAUGCGGGAAUGGACAAUAGCAUGCACGGGAAGUUGCAGCUGGGGUAGAACACGGAGUCUGGCUGCGACAUCUUGGCCGCGUGUGACGGGAGCAACUCGCGAUACUCGUAGUGCAGAAAGCUUGGGUUGGAUCCCUUGUAGCAGAGGGUCACCGCCAAAGGAUUCAAGCAGGUUGAUGCUGGAAGGCUGGCCACUGGUCAGGUAGCCUGAUCUGGUUGAAUGCAUUGUGUCUGCGGCAAUGACGGGCUUGAGAGCAGCUGAUGCAGAGAAAAUGACGGAUGGUCGUUGAAGGCGCAUGCGAGGUCUGAUUAGGUGGACUGGGAGUUUCCAUACGGCGUAGAUCUUUUGUGUGCUGUCGGGCUCUAUAGAGCUAUCCCCGCUGUCGCUGAUGAUGUAUGGAUCUGCGGUGUCUGUUACGGUGCCGGCAUAGAUGAGUUCUGAAGACGGCGCGUCUCGGGAUUGGAUUUGGCCAUUGACAACGUGGGCUUCCAAGUUAAUAAUGAGUCUCUUGAGGUGUGUCUUGAGAGCGUCUUGGUCCAUGGACGGAGCCUCCAGAACGAUGAGGACAUCGGUAGAUUCAUCUGUGAGGUUGUUAGCAUUACGGCGCAUGUAGAAGCAGAAAGUAGUCAGCAUACCGAAAAAUAGAGAAUCCCUUGUUUCUAUCGAUUCAAUGGAUCCUUUUUCUCGGACAAGCUCUCUGAAAGCGUCGUCCAGUGUGAGGUUGGUGUCUGCAGGGACAAGGUAGGUGAGAGCAGCUUGGUCCGCAAAGGAGGUGGCGCCCUCGGCUGGUUCUUCGGGAGGCUGUACAGAAGCAGCCAUGUUUAUUAGCAAGUUUGAAUGCUUGCCAUGCGAAUUUCCCGAUAUUUUCUUGCUUUGCUUGCUGCAGAGAACGAAGCUCUCCUGUCGCUGGCUUUGGUUGAUGUAGC